Messenger RNA from Trypanosoma theileri, 702 nucleotides. RefSeq lists its product as uncharacterized. NCBI's taxonomy places the organism in Eukaryota, Euglenozoa, Kinetoplastea, Trypanosomatida, Trypanosomatidae. The record is from RefSeq and is a predicted model, not a curated record. The annotation marks the transcript as partial. The transcript has a single exon.
AAUAAUAAUAAUAAUAAUAAUAAUAAUAAUAAUAAUAAUAUGAAUGGAGAUUUUGAACAAGAUGCCGUUUUUUUAAAUGCAUGUCGACGCAACUGGAAAAGUCUUCCUAUUACACAUCGUAAGCCUUAUGAAAUUGCGGCAAGACGCAAUGAACAGACACGAAAAGAAUUGAAAAAAAGGAUGAGCAAUGGUUGCUCCUUCUUUGAAAGUCUCUGUGAGCAGGUAAAGGAGUGGACGGCUGAAUUGGUACGUGAAGAUUUAAAAGGUAAACCCCCAGCAAGACAACGAACAGCGGCAUCACGAAAGAUCAAAACUACAGCAGCAGGAAAGGCCGCUGUUAAGACUCCCGUAAUAAGUGGUGAAAAGAUAAAUUUCACCUCACCUGCAGUGGUAGUAGCAAAAACAUCAUCCUCCACAACCGCACGAGUAUCAAACUCGCCUGAUACGAAGCAAAGACCAAAAAGAGGAAGUGUAAAUGGUAAAGGAAAGAAAACACCACAGAGAACAGGAGUAACUCGAAAAGAAACUGCAGUCAUGGAAAAGAAGGCUGUCACUACUCGAGGUAGUGCAAAACAAAAGCCACAACCGAGGCGAAAAUUGCAGCCCACACGACCCAAGGCUAAAUUGAAUAGAGUUCAUAGAGUGAAGAAGAGUAAUGUCACUCAGAAGGCCAUGGCAGCCAAGAGAAAAAAGAAAAAGUGA